AUGGAGCAGCUGGAACGGGUGAAGGAUCAGCUGCCCAUCGACCUGGCCGAGGCCAGGCGGAAGUGGCCGCACAUGGAUCACGUCGAGCCGGAGAAGCUGCUGUGGAUGACGCAACUGCCGGCGCCGAAGGUGGAGCACGGCCAGACCGGCUUUGUCGCCCGCUUCGACUUCGAAGGCGCACUGCUGCCGUUCGCCGCCGCGCCGCCGGCACACAGCGCGCUCUACCACCACGGCCAGGAGCCGGGCCGCGCCGGCUACACGGUGGACGAGCUGUUCCGGCUGAUACGCUCGGCCGCGCAGCAGCAGCGCGUGCUCGGCCUCCAGACGCUGGCCAACGUACUGCGCAAGGUAGCGGGCGACGGCCAAGUGGGCGUGUACGACGGCGUGCUGGAGCCGCCGCUGCUGGGGGACGACCUCUUCCUGGACGAGGCCGUGCAGCGCGCCCUCCGGCUGGCGCUGGGUCACGUGCUGCGCCAGCCGGCGCGACUCGACCUCACAGCAGAGGUGCCCGGCCUGGCCAGCUUCGCCGACCUGUACGGCCAGCUGCUGGACCAGUUCGAGGCCGUCUCGUAUGGCGACGCGCUGUUCGGCGCCGUGGUGAUGGUGCCGCUCGAGCCGCGCCACCCGUCUGAGCUGCGCCGACUCGUCUGGAGCGAGCGGCCGCACGCGCUGCGGGCCCUCACCACCCGACCCGACCAGAUGCUGGUGCCACUGGAGCAGUUCGUCGCGUCGCCGGAGCCGGACCAGGUCGUGCGGACGGCGUACCGACGGGCGCUCGACUCGGGCCAGGUCACGGCCGCCCGCAACCCGGCCCUGUUCCGGAUCGCCUCGGCCCUCUCUGGUGCCGCGUGACCCAGGCGGUCCCCUCUGGCGCCGCGUGACCCAGGCGGUCCCCUCUGGCGUCGCGCGACCCCAGCGGCCCUGUGGUACUGCGUGAUCCUACGGCCCUCUGGCGCCGCGUGAGCCCGACGGCCCUCUGGCGCCGCGUGAUCCUACGGCCCUCUGGCGCCGCGUGAGCCCGACGACCCUCUGGCGCCGCGUGAGCCCGACGGCCCUCUGGCGCCGCGUCAUCCCAGCGACCCUCUCUGGCGUCCUGUGACCCCAGCGGCUCGGGCUGGCUUCGGUAGAGUGGAAGCGUCGGGUAGUAUGCCACGUGGCGGUCGCGAAAGUACCUGGGUGUGGUGGAUGGAACACGUCGCCGUUUUUAACUGGCUGAAGAAGAAUAUGCGAACAUGUCAGGCUUUGAUGAUCGCCAUAAACACGACUUUUCAGUCUUGCGGA
Molecule: messenger RNA, 1281 nt
Organism: Pollicipes pollicipes
Lineage: Eukaryota; Metazoa; Arthropoda; Thecostraca; Pollicipedomorpha; Pollicipedidae
Product: RNA polymerase II-associated protein 1
Exons: 6
Coding region: 1-852 (283 amino acids)
Biological process (GO): transcription by RNA polymerase II
Source: RefSeq, a predicted model, not a curated record